AUGGACCCGGUUCCUUUCCUUGAGACCACCUGGAACUUGGUGCUGGUCGCAGGUCAUGCGAGCGUCGGUUGGAUUGACCUGGUGAUUGCUUGGUUGCUUCUGAUUGCCAGCGCAGGGAUGCAGAUCGCCUUCUGUGCGAUCCUGCUUACGCCAUCUUUCCUGGGGGAUCCCUUCGAUGAAGCUCAAGUGACUGUAGCCCAGGAGUGGAGGAACAGUGCAGCACACGACUGGAAGUACAUGGACCUGGCCAAGACAAGCCUGACCGCACGCGUUUGCAACAAUGACGGGGGCUUGAUUCUCUCAAACACCCAGGCAGGCUUGGUGCAGGACAUCAACAACUUCCUCGGUCUUGAUGCAGACAACUUUGAGACCGAGGGGUUCCGACCCGGCAUCCUACUCUCGAUUCUUUGUAUCUUCCUGUGGUCCCUAGGCGACGGUAUCAGAGAGUUUAUCAUAGGUAGCUUCGGGUUCGUUUGUUCCUGA
Symbiodinium necroappetens is the source of this 483-nucleotide messenger RNA. The record is from the annotation of a GenBank genome assembly. NCBI's taxonomy places the organism in Eukaryota, Dinophyceae, Suessiales, Symbiodiniaceae.